AUGUUAAAAUCAAGUGUGUGGAGAAUAGGAAACAACCAAUACAGCAGCAUGGGAAGAAGCAUUCCUACAUUAUUCAUCACAACAAAAUUUGCUCCGAGUUUAAAGUAUGAAUUGAGAACCUUUUCGGAAUUUGAAUUUCGAAAUUAUCAUCAUCGUCAUCUUCUGAAGAAACAGUCGAAUAACGCUGUGAUGGAAAAUAAUGUCGUUGAGCCUGAACCGAAUUUCAUACAUUCUUCCCACACCCUACCAUCCACAAAACUUUUAAAAACAAAGCUUGAUGAAAAUUCAUGUUGGACCACACUUGAAGACUAUUUUUCAUCCAAUUCAACCCUCGAAGAUGUAUUUGUAAAGGCUACAUUCAGUAAGCCUUCAGCAGAAACAAAUUCCAAUGUUGAAAAAUCUUCCAAAGACAUGAUUGCGAAGGUUCAAGUGCGACCGAUUCAAUUAAAAGACAAGAAGAAUAGAAACGACACAAAUAUGCCAUCAUCAUCAACAUUGCAUUAUCAAUUCACUCUAUUUCAUAAUAGAAAGGCAACUCAUCAAAAUAUUUCAUCUCCUAGUGAGGCAUUUGCAAAAGUCAAAGAUCUUAUCAUCUCGAACAGAUAUCAACAAGUUUUAAUUCAACCACCUUCUGGGCACAAUGUACAAAUGCUAUUGAAAUAUACUUGCGCAGACGAUAAUGAAAUAGACACUCCAUUGAUUGAGGGCGUUAAAAUGUUGACAUUUACAGAACAAGCUAAAAGUACUGACUCGACCAUCCUUACUCAAGAAUCUACACCUAACAUUGAACGUGACCACAACAGAAAAAAGCAUUACAUUCUUGAGGAAGGAAAAAGAAUACCAUUCCUUGUAGAUCUUGGCAUUAUGCAUCCUGAAUCUGGAAAAGUGCUGGCACCAAAAUAUAACAAGUUCAGACAAAUGAAUCACUUUUUAGAGAUAUUCAAAGACACCAUUUCUGAGAGUGUCAUUGAGCAGAAAGACACUCUGCGUAUUAUUGACUUUGGAUGUGGAAAAUCAUACCUUACAUUUGCUCUUCAUUACUACUUGAAAGAUAUUCUCAAAAUUGAAAACUUUCAAAUUAUUGGACUCGAUCUCAAGGCGGAUGUUAUCGAGAAAUGUAAUACUCUUGCCAUUAAAUAUGGCAUGCAACACGAAUUGAAAUUUGUGGUGGGUGAUAUUCAUUCCUUUGAACUCUCGCCACACUUUCUCGAUCCACGACAAGAUCUGUCCUCUGAAGUGGACAUUGUUGUGUCUCUUCACGCUUGCAAUACAGCAACCGACAAGGCACUUGCUCAAAGUGUGAAAUGGUCUGCAAAGUGUAUCAUUUCAGUUCCUUGUUGUCAUCAUGAAGUGUAUCAACAACUGAAACAUGCAAAAACCUUGCCCGAAGAUCACUUGCUGUAUCCACUUUUGAAACAUGGCUCAUUGAGUGAAAAAUUCUGCUCACUCUACACGGACAGCCUCAGAUGUCAGUUAUUGGAAAUUGCUGGCUACAAGACCUCAAUUGUCGAAUUCAUUGAAACCGAACACACACCCAAAAACCUCAUGAUCCGAGCCAUCAAACCUGGCCGCACACCAACAACAUCCACUACUGAUACAAACAAAAUACAACGGGAUCUACUCAUUCAACGCUACGUGAAGCAGAAGCAAAGCCUUCCCGUCAAGAUUUCUUUAGAGGAUUUCAUGCAAUCCUUUUUUGAAAACAAUUGA
Molecule: messenger RNA, 1710 nt
Organism: Naegleria lovaniensis
Lineage: Eukaryota; Heterolobosea; Eutetramitea; Acrasida; Naegleriidae
Exons: 1
Coding region: 1-1710 (569 amino acids)
Source: RefSeq, a predicted model, not a curated record